Messenger RNA from Acanthosepion pharaonis, 621 nucleotides. The record is from the annotation of a GenBank genome assembly. Lineage: Eukaryota; Metazoa; Mollusca; Cephalopoda; Sepiida; Sepiidae.
AUGCGUGUUUCUCGACAUGUCCAUGAAGACACGCCCAAUUCUGACCUGAUUCGAGGAAAUCAACGAGGCUUCCUUUUUCCCUCACAAAGCUCAUAUCUACCUUCAUUUUUGCUUUAUUUUAGUCGAUGUGAUUCUUGUCUCUUUCAUAUUCACCGUUUUAUUUUCGCAAUCUUUUCCGCGCCAUCUCUUCAAGCAUUGAUAUCGGAGUCAGUCAAGGAGAAUCAGUCUUUCCUAAACAUUCCUCGCGUCAUUACUAACUUUUCCAUCUUGCUCUCCCUUUUUACCACAUUUCCAUCUAUCUAUCUAUCUAUCUAUCUAUCUAUCUAUCUAUCUAUCUAUCUAUCUAUCUUUCUUUCUUCUCGUUAUAUUCAUAUCUAUCUAUAUAUUUUCUUGUUCACAUGGAUCUACUGUUCCAUCUAUUAUCAAACAAGUAAUUGUCUAAGCGAAUCUAAGAUGUGGUACAAGAAGAAUUUUCUAGGCCUAUCUAUCUAUCUAUCUAUCUAUCUAUCUAUCUAUCUAUCUAUCUAUCUCUGUUCUUCUUAUAUCAUAUCUAUCUAUCUAUCUAUCUAUCUAUCUAUCUAUCUAUCUAUCUAUCUAUCUAUCUGCUUGUUUGUUUUCUAA